Molecule: messenger RNA, 1643 nt
Organism: Paramecium sonneborni
Lineage: Eukaryota; Ciliophora; Oligohymenophorea; Peniculida; Parameciidae
Source: the annotation of a GenBank genome assembly
AUGUUUUCAUAAUUUAAGAGUUCAUUUUCAAAGAAUAAGAAAUCUAAUACUUAAUCCUUUUAAUCAUAAUUAGUAGAACCUCCUUCUAUUAUAAAAGCUUAAACUUAAGAGUUUUAAGUUGUAGAUGAAAAGACUAUAAAAAAUAUCGAAAAAACAUAGAAUUAAAAAUAAAGAAGUCAAUCUUUUGAAGCUAAAGAAGAAAAUUCUAAAUAACAAGAAGAACUAAUGGAUUAUAUAGUUUAAGAAGAUGAUUCUUUUUUUGGGAUUGCUCUUAAAUUUAGUGUUAAUGAUGGCUAUUUAAUGAGAAUAAAUAAUCUUUCUAGUGACAUGAUUUUUAAAGGUUAAGUUUUAAAAGUUCCUAUAACAAAUUAGCCUCGUUUCUCAAUUGUUAAGAUCCCUGAUUAAAUAAAAUAAACUGAGGAUAUUUGGGAACAAAAUAAAAUUAGUUAGAAGUGUAAUAUUUUAUCACAUACAUUAAUUAGUUGAAGUUAUUUAUUGUAAUAACAAAUAAAAUUCUAUUGGAAUAUUAACCUUAACUGAUGAUAUUGUACUAUUUGAUCCAAUUUAAUAAGAAUAAAUGCAAAAUAAAUAAAAUAAGAUUAGAAUGAAUGCAUGCAUUUCUAUGAUUGAUAUUAAUGAAGCAGUAACAUAUAUUUUAUAAAAUUAAAAUGGAUGUUAAGAUUAUAUUGUUUAAAUAUUAUUAUCUGGGAUUGGCAAACCAAAUUUUGAGAAAAAGUAUUAUAAAUAAUUAAAAAAAUAUAAGUAAUAAAAAAAAAGCAUUGCCACUGUAUUUUUUAGAGUAAGAUAAUUAUUUUAAUUUAAAGCAUGCAGAAAGAGAUAAAGAUGGAAAAUUGUUCACUGAAGAAAUUAAAAAGUCUAAUUGUGCAUUUAUUGUUAAAUUCAUCAAUGAAGCUUGUAAUGAAUAUUCUGAGUAAUCUUAAUUAACAAAAUUACCAUAUAUAGAUUUAAUUGAAGAUUCUAAAUAGAAAAAAUAAUUGGAAAUUGAUGAAAUAUAAGAUGUAAUAGGAGAGAGAAUGGGAAGUGUGUAAUUUAUAAAUAUUCUUAGAACUUUGGGCUUGUUUAGAAUAUGUGCCAGUUCUAAAAGAACCUUCAAAUUGUUUUAGUAAUACUACUUAUAAAUAAAUUAUUGAAUUAAUUCCAGCAGUAUAUCGUUUAGCAGAUUGGAUUAAAUACUAUAAUAUAGACUAAGAUGGAUCAAGUUAUUCAAAUAUGUUAUAAGAGAUAAAAAAUAAAUCUCCAAUUAUUAUAAUUAUCAAGGAUUUUAAUAAUUUUAUAUUCGGAACAUAUAUUUCGACUGAGGUUCAUUAAUUUAGUUAUGGAUUUAAAGGUAAUGGGGAAACAUUUUUAUUUAAUUUUGAUUAAGAGGUAAAAAUAUAUAUUAAAAGUUAUUUUAGAAAAAUGAAAUAAGACCAUAUUUUUGGACUGAAAAAAAUAGAGAUUUUGUUUAUUGUGAUGAGACAGGAAUAGGGAUUGGUUGUGGAGAUAAAUUUGGUCUAUUUAUAGAUUAAAGUUUAACUUUUGGAUAUUCAAAUCCUUGUGAAACAUUUGAAAAUAUUAGAUUUACUAAUUAAGAAAAGUUCAAAAUUAUGUCUUUAGAAGUAUGGACUAUAUUGCAUUAAUGA